AUGUUGACAACCAAUAGCCCAACAUUUCAUCGAACAAUAGAUUCUGGUUUAUCUUACUUUCAAGCAAUACAAGCCACUGUACUUACCACCGGUACAUACAGCUUUAAAAGCGAUAGUCUUCUUGAUGCAUACGGUUAUUUGUAUGAGAACAAUUUUAAUCCAUCGAAUCCUAGAGCAAAUCUGUUGACUGAAGAUGAUGACAGUGGUGGUGAUCACCAAUUUCUUAUGAGCUAUCCAAUGCAAUAUGGCUCAGAGUAUAUCUUAGUUUUCACAACGCACAAUCCAAGAAUGACAGGGACUUUUUCGAUACUUACAUCGGAUCCAUCCAAAGUUAAUCUUAAGUACCUUCACAUUAUGCCAGUAUCAUCAUCACCUGCAAUCACAUGUAUUGGCUUCAGCGUGAUGGCUAACGUUGUGAUUCUACUUAUGGGUAUAAUUAUAAUGAUUAUCUCUGGUCAAGAUCGUCAUAUCUUCUUGUGA
Molecule: messenger RNA, 480 nt
Organism: Rotaria socialis
Lineage: Eukaryota; Metazoa; Rotifera; Eurotatoria; Philodinida; Philodinidae
Source: the annotation of a GenBank genome assembly